GAGGAGAACGUGGCCACGUUCCGAGGCUCAGAGUACUUCUGCUACGACUUGUCUCAGAACCCCAUCCAAAGCAGCAGCGAUGAAAUCACGCUUUCCUUCAAGACCUGGCAGCGCAACGGGCUCAUCCUGCACACGGGAAAGUCCGCCGACUACGUCAACCUGGCGCUGAAGGAUGGAGCCGUCUCCCUGGUCAUCAACCUCGGCUCUGGGGCGUUCGAGGCCAUCGUGGAGCCGGUCAACGGCAAAUUCAACGAUAACGCCUGGCAUGAUGUCAAAGUCACACGCAAUCUUAGACAGGUCACCAUUUCAGUGGACGGCAUCCUUACCACCACAGGAUACACACAGGAGGACUACACCAUGCUGGGCUCCGAUGAUUUCUUCUACGUCGGAGGAAGCCCGAGCACUGCCGACUUACCCGGGUCGCCCGUCAGCAACAACUUCAUGGGCUGCCUAAAAGAGGUCGUCUACAAGAACAACGACAUCAGACUGGAGCUGUCUCGACUUGCACGCAUCGUGGAUCCCAAAAUGAAAAUCCAGGGAGAUGUUGCUUUCAAGUGUGAGAACGUCGCCACUUUGGAUCCGAUCUCCUUCGAAACACCCGAGGCCUACAUCAGCCUGCCAAAGUGGAACACCAAGCGCAUGGGCUCCAUCUCCUUCGACUUCCGAACCUCCGAGCCCAACGGUUUGAUUCUGUUCACCCACGGCAAGCCGCAGGACAGGAAGGUGUCAGGGAGCCAAAAGAACACUAAGGUGGACUUCUUUGCGGUGGAACUCUUAGAUGGAAGCCUGUACCUGCUUCUGGAUAUGGGCUCGGGCACCAUCAAGGUCAAAGCCACGCAGAACAAGGUGAACGACGGGACCUGGUACCACGUGGACAUUCAGAGAGACGGACGAUCAGGUACCAUAUCUGUAAACAGUCGCCGUACCCCGUUUACAGCCAGCGGAGAGAAUGAGAUCCUGGAUCUGGAGGGUGACAUGUAUCUGGGUGGGCUUCCAGAGAACCGUGCAGGCCUCAUCCAGCCUACCGAGCUCUGGACCGCCAUGCUUAACUACGGCUAUGUGGGCUGCAUCAGAGACCUGUUUAUUGACGGACGCAGUAAAGACAUUAGGCAGAUAGCCGAGGCACAGAACGGCGCGGGCAUAAAACCCUCCUGCAACAAGGCUUCAGGGAAGCAGUGUGAGAGCUACCCAUGCAAGAACAAGGGAGUGUGUAAAGAGGGCUGGAACAGAUUCAUCUGCGACUGUACUGGAACCGGAUACUGGUCUCGUACCUGUGAGAGAGAGGCGUCCAUCCUGAGCUAUGAUGGCAGCAUGUACAUGAAGGUGGUGAUGCCCACUGUGAUGCACACCGAGGCUGAGGACGUGUCACUACGCUUUAUGUCUCAGAGGGCUUACGGCCUGCUGAUGGCCACCACGUCACGUGACUCGGCUGACACUCUGCGCCUGGAGCUGGACGGCAGCCGGGUCAAACUCACCGUCAACCUAGACUGUAUCAGGAUUAACUGUAACUCCAGCAAGGGACCAGAGACACUGUAUGCUGGACAAAAACUCAAUGACAAUGAGUGGCAUACGGUACGGGUGAUCCGGCGCGGUAAAACCUACAAGCUCACAGUUGACGAUGACGUAGCUGAAGGUCAGAUGGUGGGUGACCAUACACGUCUGGAGUUCCACAAUAUUGAGACUGGCGUAAUGACAGAGCGCCGCUUUGUUACGCACAUACCGUCCAGCUUCAUUGGCCACCUGCAGAGCCUCAGGUUCAACGGCCUGCUGUACAUCGACCUGUGCAAGAACGGCGACAUUGACUUCUGUGAGCUGAACGCACGAUUUGGCAUGAGGUCCAUCAUCGCCGACCCGGUUACCUUCAAGGCCAAGAGUAGCUACCUGAGCCUGGCGACACUGCAGGCCUACACCUCCAUGCAUCUGUUCUUCCAGUUCAAGACCACCCUAGCUGACGGCAUCAUCCUCUUCAACAGUGGUGAUGGCAGUGACUUUAUCGCUGUGGAGCUGGUGAAGGGGUACAUCCAUUAUGUGUUUGACCUUGGUAAUGGUCCAAACCUCAUUAAAGGAAACACUGAUCGAGCUCUGAAUGAUAACCAGUGGCACAAUGUGGUCAUCACCAGAGAUAACAGCAACCUGCACACCCUCAAAGUAGAUGCCAAGGCUGUGAGCCAGGUCGUUAAUGGUGCCAAAAACCUGGAUCUAAAAGGUGAUCUGUACAUUGCUGGUCUGGGGCCGAACAUGUACAGCAGCCUUCCCAAACUGGUAGCAUCGAGGGAGGGCUUUAAGGGCUGCCUGGCAUCGGUGGACCUAAACGGUCGUCUUCCUGACCUGAUAAACGACGCUCUGUUUCGCAGCGGACAGAUCGAGCGUGGAUGUGAAGCAUCGAAAAGUGAACGUCCUAGCAACACAUGCCAGGAGGACUCCUGCGCCAACAUGGGCAUCUGCAUCCAGCAGUGGGAGAACUACACCUGCGACUGCUCCAUGACCUCCUACACCGGCACGCAAUGCAACGACCCUGGAACAACAUAUAUAUUUGGGAAAGGAGGGGGUCUGAUCACCUUCAACUGGCCAGCUAACGAGCGACCGAGCACACGGACGGACCGGCUGACCGUGGGCUUCAGCACCUCACUUAAGGAUGGCAUCCUGGUGCGCAUUGAUAGCGCCCCGGGUCUAGGCGAUUACAUCAUGCUCCACAUUGAGCAAGGUAAAAUCGGUGUAACGUUCAACAUAGGUACAGUCGAUAUCGUGGUGCAAGAGACCAGCAUGCCAGUGAACGAUGGCAAGUAUCACGUGGUACGAUUCACACGUAAUGGGGGCAAUGCAACACUUCAGGUGGACAACUGGGCGAUUAAUGAGCACUUUCCUUCAGGCAACAACGAUAAUGAGAGGUUGCAAAUGGCAAAUAAGAAAAUCCCAUUCAAAUAUCACCGGCCUGUAGAUGAGUGGCUACAAGAGAAAGGACGCCAGUUAACGAUCUUCAACACACAGGCCACUAUCUCCAUUGGGGGCAGAGACCGCAAGAGGCCGUUUCAGGGUCAGCUCUCAGGUCUCUACUAUAACGGCCUCAAGGUGCUCAACAUGGCUGCUCAGGGCAACCCCAACAUCCGCAUCAAUGGCAGCGUGCGCCUUGUGGGGGAUGUGCCCGCCUCUGGGUCGGCCCGCACCACGGCCAUGCCCCCGGAGAUGUCCACCACGUUCAUCGAAACCACCACCACCAUGUCCACCACUACCACCAGAAAACACCGCUCACCACCUACAAUAUCGAGCACAGACGACAUCGUAACGUCAGCGGAGUGCUCCAACGACGACGAGGACCUGGAGGAGUGCAACCUGGAGCACACAGAUCCCUUAGAACUCCCUCCUGUAGCUACACGUGCACCCUUCAUCCCUCCCUCCCCAACCCUCCGCCCCCCCCUCACCAUUAUUGAAACCACCAAAGAGUCCCUGUCCAUGGCCACUGAGGCGGGCCUGCCCUGCUUGUCGGACCAAGGCAGCGAUGGUUGUGAUGAUGGUGAUGAUGAUGAUGAUGAUGAGAGCUUGGUGAUAUCUGGGUAUGGCUCUGGGGAAGCGUUUGACUCUAACCUGCCCCCUACCGAUGAUGAAGAUGUUUACACCACCUUCUCCUUGGUCACAGAUAAGACCUUGUCCUCGCCGGCCUUUGAAGGUGGCUACAAAGCUCACGCGCCUAAGUGGGAAGCCAAGGACUUUAGACCUAACAAAGUCUCCGAGCAUGGUAGAACUUCCACCGCCACCGCCGCCGCACCCGCUGCACCGCCCAAACGGCCCGCUGGCAAAAUGAAUAACCGAGAGCUUAAACCCCAACCUGAUGUAGUCUUGCUUCCAUUGCCCACAUCCUAUGAGGUAGACCGCAGAAAGCCGAAGAGCCCAUUAAUAACCUCCCCCAUGUUCCGUAAUGUACCCACAGCGAUCCCGACGGAGCCGGGCGUCAGGCGCGUCCCCGGGGCCUCCGAGGUUGUCCGGGAAUCUAGCAGUACCACUGGAAUGGUCGUCGGGAUAGUUGCUGCUGCGGCUUUGUGCAUCCUUAUCCUCCUGUACGCCAUGUAUAAGUACAGAAACAGGGACGAGGGGUCUUACCAAGUGGACGAGACACGCAAUUACAUAACCAACUCAGCGCAGAGCAACGGUGCGGUCGUAAAGGACAAGCAGCACGGCUCGAAAGGCAGCAACAAGAAACAGAAAAACAAGGACAAGGAAUAUUACGUCUGAGGGCUGCAAAGAGACACUCGGGAGCUGCACUUAGAGAGAGAGAGAGAGAGAGAGGAGCUGACUUGGCACUGUGCCGAGGCGCUGAGCACUUACAUACAUGAACUGUAAUAUAAAGCACACUAUUGUAAGCAUACCAAGAUGGUAAAUAGCAACAUUAGUGACCUUCAAUCUGGUCGAUGGCGUUAUCAGUGUAGAAUACUUUACAGCUACAUCAAUAUCCUUACAAGUGACUUCGAAAAAAUGUGAUCCUUGGCAUUUUUUUUGUAAUCAUGUAAAAAACAAAAAAAAAUUAAACGAAAGAGGAGAAAAUUAUUCUGGCCAUUGCAAGCAUGUAAGCGACACGUAGUGUUGGCAUCUUGAGUGUGGGACUUUAGAAAAAAUAUGUACGAAUGAGAAUGAUGGACUCCUGCCAAAAGAUCUAUAAAUAUAUAUGAAGAAUUUGUAUUGUUUAUACAUUAUAUGUGGUGUAAAUUUUUUGCUCUCUGCAAAAGAAAAGAGAUCUAUGUAGUACAUUAACUGCAGAGGACAGCAGACUGAUGCUCUCGCAGCGCUGUUAUCCGAACUCGACCAAAUUAUUUGAAUUUUACGACCGACUGUGACAUUUAAAAAUUUGUGAAUUGAGAGAAGUGGUGAUUUUUUUUCCUGUCUCAGUAAAGCGACUGAUUGUAAUAAUGCAUGCCAUCUUUACACUGCGAUGUAUGACGUUCAGCCCAGGUUGAACAGAUCUGCCAGACCAGGCGAUGAUUCAUCAAACACAACCUUCAGAUCCCCUCAAAGUGACAACAAUGACUAAUGUCUCUGGAAUAAAAAAAAAGAAAAAAAAAUGAAAGAAAUCUUACUUUUUUUCAGAGGCCAGCGCCGGUUUGAUCUUUGAGAUCAUGAUGUAUGUCGGUCCACUUCCUCUUGUUCUCUUUUUUAUAAAGCUGUCUGGUGCACAAUGGCACUCUACUAUAACGCUGUUACGGAUGUCUAUUCGGAAAAUAAACCUAACGUGAAAAGUGUGAAUUCUA
This is a messenger RNA of Trichomycterus rosablanca, 5237 nucleotides long. RefSeq names its product neurexin 3a (gene nrxn3a). The transcript is spliced from 18 exons. The record is from RefSeq and is a predicted model, not a curated record. NCBI's taxonomy places the organism in Eukaryota, Metazoa, Chordata, Actinopteri, Siluriformes, Trichomycteridae. The coding region runs from base 358 to 4227 and encodes 1289 amino acids.